Molecule: messenger RNA, 2094 nt
Organism: Capronia coronata CBS 617.96
Lineage: Eukaryota; Fungi; Ascomycota; Eurotiomycetes; Chaetothyriales; Herpotrichiellaceae
Exons: 2
Coding region: 1-2094 (697 amino acids)
Source: RefSeq, a predicted model, not a curated record
AUGGUUGACAUAGCGCGUCGUCGAGUCAUCUCGGCCAGUCCAUCUUCUCCUGCUUUCAAGAACUCACCUCCCUUUAAAGAGCUGGGUUGUUUCGACGAAGAAUCAUGUCGAUACUUCCUUCGUGAAGUUGGAUCUCGGGUUGUCCCAUUCUAUCCUUUCAACUUUGGUAUGGAAGAGGUAUACAGCUUGAUCCUCGAGAGGUUCGGAUAUCCUGGGAUCCCAGAUGCCACCAGUCUCCUCCAAGAACUGCUAGAGAAGGAAGAUGUUGCAGGCGGCUUUGGAGAUGAUGGUGAUAUUUGGCGCUCCUGGCGUCAUAGCUGGAGACACCGAAAUGAUGACUCUCUCAAUCCUUUCAUCCCCAAAAUCGGCAACUUCGUUCUUCAGGCGCCAACCGAGCCUCAUAUUCGUCGCAUCAAAGCACAGAACUUCAUCCUUCAGUGCGAAGAGGCCAGUGCCCAAGCCGAGAAAGCAGCACUGGCGGCAACAUCCGGCACCGAAGACCAAGCACAGUCUCCAGAAGCAGGUAUUAGCCAGCCGGUGGAGAUUGACGACGCCGAAGACGAAUAUACUUUGCCAGCUACAACCUUUUCUCAUCAGAGAACCCGAACUCUGCUGGCGUCGGGAGUUCCAUUGACCUUAGAUGUGUUUGGCAGAGCAGAGCGGCCCAGCAGUCGCCGAACUUCGACGUCUUCUGAAGCAUCAUCCCAGCAGGAGUUCAUUGAGGUAGACCGGUCAAACCUGGAUCCCGAUGUCGAUCCCUCGCUCUUGGUUUCUUUCGAAAUGCUCACAAAUGACCCGUCAUCUCCCACCGGCUAUGGACCCAGCCUGAGAGGUGGGCAAGCAGAAGUCAUUACGCUGCAACAAGUCCGUUCCCCGACCACGCCGACGACCACUGAUGAGCAUGAUGACACUGACGACACUGAUGACCAGGUCAGCCCGUCAGUGGGCGACCCUGGUCCAGCAGUGCUUGCAACGCCCGAGGCAGAGACUGCCAAUGUCGAACCCCCGUCAAGUGACAUUGCCACUCCCGAACGCGCGGCCGCAGAUGUUACCACAGUGGAAAAUGAAGUUCCUGCUUCUCUAGACCAAGACGAGUCAGCAGAUGACGAGCCGGAAUCCGCAGAGCAUGCCAGACCUUCUGGUAGAGCUAAUAAGGGACAGCAGCUCACGUUGAGUAUGAGGACGCGAGCGAUGAAUCGAGAAUUCCGCCUGAUUGAUGGAACGAUCUUUCAUCCAGGAGCACGCAAGAGAGUGUCAUCACAUAGUAGCCCUGGCCAGGUUGGCACGGGCAAUGUCGAGAGUAGACGAGCCUCCAUUGUCCGGCGCAGCUGGACGCCAGUGCUGCAGAAAAUCGAGUCACGCCAGAGCUGGUUGAGAAACACGGCCAGCAGUGUGUUAACUCUCUUCCGCCGCAACAGCCAAGACAAGAAGGCCAAACAAUCCUCGCGGAACUUGAAAACAACCAACUCAGCCCAAGCUGCAGCCCAGCAGCAUUCAGCUCCUUCUACCGUUCAUACCACAGUCACCAAGCCAUCUACUACUGAACCUGCUACCCCCCAUUCAUCAAACUCUCAUACCUCUACCACUCCUCCCUCAAUCUCUCAUCUCCCUACGACUGCAGCCGCUGCCGAAGACAGUUCCUCGAUGCCUGAGCAACGCCGCCCUGCCAACGCCUUUGGACUUGACGGAGUUCUGGAACCAGCAGAAUCCGUAGUCCAGCGCUCAGAUCUCUCUAUCUCGAUUCCCUCUACUAAUCCUCCUUCUACCGUCCGUCAGACCGCCUCCUCCCAUUCAUCGACCCAGCAGACGGCACCAAACUCUCAAUUGAGGACAACUUAUCGUCAUCCUGCUUACUUAUUCGGACUUGACGGUGCCUCUGAUUCGGUUGAAGCCUCAAACCAUUGUUCGGCCUUUUCAUCCUCCAGCUCAUCCACGUCUCAUUCGUCCAUUACUCAGUCUCACUCGACUGCUCCAACCAGUUCUCAUUCUUUCGUUGGAGAGACUCUUACAAACACUCAAUUAAAAUACACGCAACGCGAUCGUGCCUGCGUCCCUGAGUCGACGGUGCCUUUGCACUUGUCUUUGCGGUCAUAA